This is a messenger RNA of Arctia plantaginis, 456 nucleotides long. The record is from the annotation of a GenBank genome assembly. NCBI's taxonomy places the organism in Eukaryota, Metazoa, Arthropoda, Insecta, Lepidoptera, Erebidae.
AUGUUAAAUGUGACACAGCCGGACGAAAUUAUGAAUAACAAUGAUAAACUGUUGGAUCUAGACGCCAUGAAGGAGCAUCCAGAAGGAAUGUGCAAGUGUCCCAGAGUAUAUUUUCCAGUAUGUGCUACUAAUGGUGUAUCGUACUCCAAUGCUUGUGUGAUGCAUUGCACGAGAUUUAAUGUGACAGUUAGACGAGAUGGCCCCUGCAUUGAAUACAGACGUAGGAACAAUGAUUUGGCAUAUAAUAUUACAUUGCCCCAACACUGGGUAUUGCCUAAUGCUACAAACCAUAAAUUAAUAGAACUGACUUUGUUGAAUAUUGACUUCGAAGAUACUGAAGAAACCUUAAAAAAUCCGACAUUAAGACGAAUAAGAUUAUCAAAGGCAUUACUCGAUUUUUUCGAUAAAUCUCUAUGUAGUAAUGCUGAUAUAAGAGUAAAUGUACUAAAAUCAUAA